This is a messenger RNA of Rhea pennata, 1186 nucleotides long. It is a transcript of the gene WNT8B, whose product is annotated as Wnt family member 8B. Bases 1 to 1095 code for a protein of 364 amino acids. The record is from RefSeq and is a predicted model, not a curated record. NCBI's taxonomy places the organism in Eukaryota, Metazoa, Chordata, Aves, Rheiformes, Rheidae. Gene Ontology annotation, biological process: multicellular organism development; neuron differentiation; canonical Wnt signaling pathway. The transcript is spliced from 7 exons. Gene Ontology annotation, molecular function: frizzled binding; cytokine activity. Gene Ontology annotation, cellular component: extracellular region.
AUGCCGAGGGUGGAUCUACUGGAUCUGGCCCUGAUUCCUCCUAAAUCCCCAAGGGAGACUCAGGCAGACCCAACGUCAGUGAAUAAUUUCCUGAUGACAGGCCCCAAGGGAGACUCAGGUUCUGACCCAGCCUAUCUCAUCUACUCCAGCAGCGUGGCAGCAGGGGCGCAGAGCGGCAUCGAGGAGUGCAAGUUCCAGUUCGCAUGGGACCGCUGGAACUGCCCCGAGCGGGCACUGCAGCUCUCCAGCCACAGCGGGCUGCGCAGUGCCAACCGAGAAACUGCUUUUGUCCAUGCCAUCAGCUCUGCGGGCGUCAUGUACACGCUGACCCGGAACUGCAGCCUGGGGGAUUUUGACAACUGUGGCUGUGACGACUCCCGCAACGGACAGCUUGGGGGACAAGGCUGGCUGUGGGGAGGCUGCAGCGAUAACGUGGGCUUUGGGGAAGCCAUUUCCAAGCAGUUUGUGGAUGCUCUGGAGACUGGACAAGAUGCCAGAGCUGCUAUGAACCUGCAUAACAACGAGGCUGGUAGAAAGGCCGUGAAAGGGACUAUGAAGCGGACAUGCAAAUGCCACGGCGUGUCUGGGAGCUGCACCACCCAGACCUGCUGGCUGCAGCUGCCUGAGUUUCGGGAGGUGGGCACCUACCUCAAGGAGAGGUACCACAAGGCCUUGAAGGUGGACUUGCUGCAGGGGGCAGGGAACAGCGCUGCCAGCCGGGGGGCCAUUGCUGAAACCUUCAGCUCCAUCUCCAAGAAGGAGCUGGUCCACUUGGAAGAUUCUCCUGACUACUGCCUGGAGAAUAAGACACUGGGGCUGCUGGGAACGGAGGGCAGGGAGUGCCUGAAGCGAGGCAAGGCUCUCAGCAAGUGGGAGAAGCGGAGCUGCCGGCGCUUGUGUGGGGACUGUGGGCUGGCAGUGGAGGAAAGGCGGGCUGAGAUGGUGUCCAGCUGCAACUGCAAGUUUCACUGGUGCUGCGCCGUGCGGUGUGAGCAGUGCCGCAAAAGGGUCACUAAGUACUUCUGUGUCCGCAAGGAGAAGCGGGAGCGGAGUGGGGGUGGUGGAGCCAGCCGCAAGCUCAAGAAGAAGCUCUAACUGUCCCCUGCUCCUUCAUGGUCCUGUUUGCCCGUCCUUUUCCCUUCCCUUUCUGUCUCCCUUGCAGCCCCCAGCACCAUUUCCUUUUGGC